AUGUCCAUGUCCUAUAACGCUUCGCCGUCUACGAUGCGCACGCAACAAUCGGGGCAGGCAGGCGCAGAAUAUAUGAGGCCACACGAGGCAGUUGCCUCGUUGUUGGACCUCAAGUCUGGAGGAGACUUUCUACGAAGCCCUCCUGACCAUAUGAUAGAUGUGAAACGGCUAGAAGAUGUCACCGUUCAUACAGAUCGAGUCGCGGAGCUUUUCAACAGGUUCUUCACAUACUAUCACCCUUUCCUACCCUUGCUUGAGACCCAGAAAUCCUCAGACGAGUACUACGAUACCUCUCCACUCCUCUUCUGGACCAUUCUUGCCGUUGGCUCUCGUCGAUAUCAAACAGAUCCCUCUCUCCUCAACGCCUUGUCCGGCCCGGUGUUGCGAUUAGUAUGGAGCACACUCGCUGACGUCCCACAAAGCUAUCAUGUUGUCAAAGCUUUAGCUUUGCUUUGCACCUGGCCUUUCCCAACUAGCAGUACAUCCACAGACCCUACUUUCAUGCUCUGUGGUAUGAUGCAGCAAAUAGCAAUGCAAAUUGGCCUCCAUAGGCCUUCCCAUGCGCAAGAUUUCUCAAAAUAUAGAGUCGAGUUGAGAGAGGGGGAGUUAAAGGAUAGGGUUAGAACGUGGGCGUUUUGCAACAUCGUUGCUCAGCGAGUCGCAACUGGAUAUGGCCAGCCGUCAUCGACAUUAUUCGAUUGCACACUGUCUUCUACAGAGGCAGAUCUCAGGCUACCGCCUGAAGUCAAAGUGCGGCUACAGAUCGAAAAAUUCUGUGCGAAGAUAUCGCAGACGUUAUAUAGUAACCGUCGGGACCCUGUGGGCGUAUUAAGUGACGAGGAACGGUAUAUCAUGGCAGCAGUACUGUCCAGAGACUUUGACGACCUAGAGGCUCAGGUUAAAACAGAGACAAACUCCAUCACAAACGUCUACCUCCGUGCUGCCGGACUCCAUCUCCAUCUUUCUAUUUUCUUCGACAAUCCAACCACAAAGGACUACCGUCAAGGCCUAUCAGCCCUAUUCCUCGCAACAACUGGGUUCCUUGAGGCUGCCUUGGGUCUUGAAACGCCCACCGGCCCCGUCUUAUCCUACUGUUCCAACUACGUCUAUCAAAUGACCCUCGCCGCAGGCUUCAGCCUUUUCAAGCUAUGCAAUAGCUUUUUUGCCGUCCACAUCGACAUGAACUACACCAAAUCGUUGUUUACUCGUACUAUAUAUGCACUCCGCAACAUGUCUGUCACUAACAAUGACCUACCACAGCGGCUGGCAGAGGUUCUAGCGCAAAUGUGGCGGAUGAAUGGCAUUGGCAGUCGAAAUCAUCAAAUCCAGCGGCAGCAAGGGAAUAUUGGCCCAUCGGAAACUGGAGACUCGUUGAUGCUAAAAGUGCGUUGCCGCAUGAGCAUGUCACUUGUUUUCGACUCCGUUUGGCGAUGGCGAGAGGAUUUCCAGGCUAGAGGGAAGAAUUUUGAAGCAUACCUCAAAAACCCAACAAACCCAGACUCCGGUGCUGACUCCUCAGCGUCCUGCUCCUCUACCGCUCCCAUACGCACCUCCACAUCUACUCCAGCGCCCGGACUGGAGGGCCUCAGCACAGGGCCGGCCGCUGAUCCCACUCUCACCACGCCCGCCAUAACAGCUGGACCUAUAACAGCCAACCUUGGCUCUUCGACAGCUACCACGAUAAGUGGUUUCAACUCGUCGUCUCUUCCCAGCGGCUUCCUGGAACAAAACUACGAGGUAUUCGACCCGCUAAAUUGGAUGCUUGACGGGCUUGUGGAGUUUCCCUACGCCAUUCAGGGGUUAGAAGUGUAA
Arthroderma uncinatum is the source of this 1812-nucleotide messenger RNA. Its product is annotated as C6 zinc finger domain-containing protein. Gene Ontology annotation, cellular component: nucleus. Gene Ontology annotation, biological process: regulation of DNA-templated transcription; DNA-templated transcription. The transcript is spliced from 5 exons. Gene Ontology annotation, molecular function: DNA-binding transcription factor activity, RNA polymerase II-specific; transcription cis-regulatory region binding; zinc ion binding. Bases 1 to 1812 code for a protein of 603 amino acids. Lineage: Eukaryota; Fungi; Ascomycota; Eurotiomycetes; Onygenales; Arthrodermataceae. The record is from RefSeq and is a predicted model, not a curated record.